Molecule: messenger RNA, 756 nt
Organism: Aplosporella prunicola CBS 121167
Lineage: Eukaryota; Fungi; Ascomycota; Dothideomycetes; Botryosphaeriales; Aplosporellaceae
Exons: 3
Coding region: 1-756 (251 amino acids)
Biological process (GO): protein deubiquitination; ubiquitin-dependent protein catabolic process
Cellular component (GO): cytoplasm
Molecular function (GO): cysteine-type deubiquitinase activity
Source: RefSeq, a predicted model, not a curated record
AUGCACGCGCCGGAUGCAGACGUGCCCAAGGGCAGGAAGAGGUUUGUUCCGCUGGAGAACAACCCCGAAGUUAUGUCGUUGCUAGUGCACAAGCUCGGUUUGUCCGAAAAGCUUGCUUUCCAUGACGUCUUCAGUAUCGACGAGCCGGAACUCCUUGCGUUCGUCCCUCGACCCGCGCUCGCUCUCCUUCUCAUCUUCCCAGUCAGCGAAACCUAUGAGAAGUUCAGGGUGCAGGAGGAUUCUCCGAAGCCUGAGUAUCAGGGCUCCGGCCCAGAUGAGCCCGUCGUAUGGUACAAGCAGACGAUCGGUAACGCUUGUGGUCUUAUCGGCCUGCUUCAUGGCGUGUCCAACGGCGCGGCCCGCUCUUACAUCGAGCCUAACAGUAACCUCUCAAAGUUGAUCUCUGACGCCAUCCCCCUCAAGCCUGUUGAACGCGCUGAACUCCUCUAUGAAUCUCAGGCACUGGAGAGUGCUCACCAGUCAGCAGCUACCGGUGGAGAUACUUCUGCACCCGAGGCUGAUGUUUCUGUCGACCUGCACUUUGUUUGCUUCAUCAAGUCGGAGGACAACCAUCUCUGGGAAAUGGACGGAAGGCGCAAGGGACCUCUCGAUCGGGGUGUUCUCACAGCGGACGAGGACGUCCUCUCGGAAAAGGCCCUUGACCUUGGCGUCCGAAGCUUCCUGAAGCGGGAACAGGAGGCUGGUGGUGGCGACUUGCGCUUCAGCUUGAUUGCGCUCAGCCCGAGUCUUGACUGA